GAGAACGCGCUUUGCGCUGUGCCAGGAGCGCUCCCGUUUUGUGCCGCGUGCUCGUGUGUAAUGCGCGCUACCCACGGUGCUUGUCUUGUGAAGAUGGCUACGGAGCUGUGGAACCGAGUGGAGAUCGUACGUCCUUGUACCAUAUCGACGAUAAACUUCAGUUUUAGCAAGGGCACAGGUAAGUGCGUAAAGGGCCUUCUCCGUCACUGUCAUAACGUCUUGGAUUUGCUGAGGAGCAAAGCCUUCAAACUGGAAGUUUCAGUCUUGCACGGAAUUCUGUAUUCAUACAACCAUCGGCUUCACCAUCAUAAGCCCUUUAAAGCCAUGAAACAGGUAGAUCAAUGUCUAAAACGUGUGUAUGAUAUGAAACUGGAAGCCAUCCUUCAAGAUCUUAAGGACAUGUGUCCCACGAUACUCCCAAAAUCCACGCCUAAGGGGAGUGUACAUGAAGUGCCAAGCCAGCCGAUGUUGGAGUGGUUUUUACUUAAAAUACUGGGAAGCUGUAAGCUUUUGCUUUGUGCUAUGGACAGUUGCAGCAAGGCGUUUCAACUGUCCGUGCAGUUCAUCCGAUGGGAGGAGUACAUUGUCUUGAAUGUGGUUGUUAUUGGAAUGUUAAGCAGGCUAUGGGUUCUGUUCAAAGGCGUUCUGCAAUGUAUGGCACCUCUUUAUGAGAACACAUUUGCUCUAACACAAGAGGUUUCCCACGUGCAACAGUUGCCCUUUGUGAAAGAUUUUACAUUUCCAUGUGAUAUCGCCAGUUUCCUAGGCCCAGCUUAUCUGGAAGCUGUAAACAUGGCACCGCCAAAAGUUCCAGUGAUCAGAGGAGCUAAAAUCGGAAGACAAUCAAAAGCUAAAUUGUUGGAUAAACUGUUUGUAUCCGAGCUUCCUGAAAGCAAUAAAAGAGAGAAGAUGCAUCAGAAGUUCAAACCUGCUCUGAGAAGGAGAAAGCACGUGGACUUGGGCACUCCAGUUUUAGAGAGGCGACCUGAAGUGCAAGGAGAAUUAUCUCCAUUUGAUGUGAAAGAUCUGCUUCGACCACCUGGAUUUAAGCUUACUACAGUAGAGUCUACUGAUUUCUUGAAAAAAGGAACAAAGGAUGUUCUCCCAGAUACCAACCUGAUCCACUUGAGGAAAUCGUUUGCCUCAGAGAUUCACGGCGCCCGCUCUUUUCAAGACCUGACUGAACACCUGAAGAAGAUGGUGUGCUGCUUCAGAGAAAAGAAUCUCAAAGAGAGGAACGCGUUUCUCCGGGGCCUCCUUCUCAAGUGUGUGCGGCUGAAGCAUCUAGAGUCCCGAGGAUACAGAUUAACUUUGAAGAUGAAAUGUUUGAAAAGAAGCAUCUGCAAAUCCUUGGUUGGACAAAUUUUACCAAAGAAACGCCUGAAUUCCCAAAAAAGGUGGUCUCUGAAGGCUCAUUUUCAAAGGAACAUUCCACUUUGGAAUAAAAAAUUAAGUGUUGAACAGAAGGCCACAGUCUCUCUUCACGAACAUAUGCCAGGAUCAAAUGGAGGUGUGCAGACGUUUAUAAGCAAUCAUUCCAACCAGCGAUCCACCAGCAGACCCCUGACUUCUCACAAAGGUCUUCAACUGAAAUCAUCUGGGAAAUGCACCAGUGACCGAGAUUCGAUCUCUCCGAGCUUAAACACGAGAACUGAGCUGAAGUGCGGCACUGCAGACGAUGCUAUUGAUAAUAUUUUUGAGAGAAUUGGAUUAUAGUCCGUAUCUGAACUCCAUGUUUAAAUCGCUGUACUUUUUGCGGCAAUGGCAUCACAGGAACUUUCUUCCCCAAUUUUAACCAACUUCUACGUGUAAUGAGGUUGGACAAGCAGUGCCACACUUACACUCCAGAUACGAUGUUUUUACAGGAUACAGAAUUGAAUUCCACAGACGUAUGUUCUGCCGAAUUCUAAAAUUGGGUUCAUGUGGGAAAAGCCUGUUUUAAGAAGUUCAGUUUUAUGAACAUCGUAACUACUUCUAAAUUCCAUGAAUUCAUUUACAUUCAAAUCCAGUAGAUGGGUGGGCAGCGACUGAAGUCAUUGAUUACACUCGCUCUCGUACUGUACAAGUAAUCGCUCUCCAUUUUUGAAGAAGGUGUUUUGCUGGUGAAAACUGAAGCCAAAGAAGGUGUAUGAACUGUGACAUUUACUACAUUAUUCUUAAAAAAAAAAAAAAAUUCAGUCAAUUCAAAAUUAUAAUAAUUUACAGAAUAAACACAACACCCAGUUAAAGUUGUCUGCAUGCGUCUCAUAGAGUUGGAGUGCUGGGUUCAAAUCCUAAGUCUUGUCGUCAUCGUCUGUGCAGAAUCUGCAUGAGUUCACUGUGUGUGGGUGAGACGGUGCGGGUCCAUCCUACACUACUGGGUCUUCCCGUUGAGCCUCUUGAACUUGCUACCGCCGAUAAAGUACCUGAGGGAUGAGCCCAGCGAAUGAGGACACAACACCUGUUUAGCAAGGGGUAGGUGAAGAAGUGCUUCAGUGCUUUUAUUAAAACAGUCAAAAAAAAACAGUGUUGUGCAAAUCUACC
Molecule: messenger RNA, 2523 nt
Organism: Polypterus senegalus (gray bichir)
Lineage: Eukaryota; Metazoa; Chordata; Cladistia; Polypteriformes; Polypteridae
Gene: rmp64
Product: nucleolus and neural progenitor protein
Exons: 9
Coding region: 61-1716 (551 amino acids)
Biological process (GO): positive regulation of Notch signaling pathway
Cellular component (GO): nucleus
Source: RefSeq, a predicted model, not a curated record